Aspergillus candidus is the source of this 1353-nucleotide messenger RNA. RefSeq names its product cytochrome c oxidase assembly protein COX14. The transcript is spliced from 2 exons. Lineage: Eukaryota; Fungi; Ascomycota; Eurotiomycetes; Eurotiales; Aspergillaceae. The record is from RefSeq and is a predicted model, not a curated record. Bases 237 to 1013 code for a protein of 258 amino acids.
CCCAUAACCCACCGACUCUCGCCCGCCCGUCCCAUAGACCUCGCCUCUCCCUGCCGAAUUGCAUCCCCAUCGAUGAGAUUGCUGUGGUGAAAGCCCACCCCCCUCUGCCCGGGAUCCAAAAGACGAACGCAGAAAGGACAUCAUACGACGCACCUCACGAACAACAACCUCCUCCGUCCCCGCCCAGCAUUGACGCGAUUGAACUACCCAAUAACACACUCUCACCCACACCCAAUAUGUCCCGUUCCGCCGCAGACGCGACGAGGUUCACGGCCACAGGCCCCUACGCCAACUCCCGGCCCGCAGCCGCCCCCUACAAGCUCCCAGGCUCCAUGGCCAACCAGGGCUCCAAUGCCCAGUCACAGCAGACCGGACCCGACGGGAAACCCGAGACCCCCAAGGAGAAGGUCGAGCGAUUGCGGGCACAGGCCCGGGCAGCUCGUAUGGCACGAUCGUCCUCGGGCAUGGAUCAGAUGAUCGACGUCGGGCGGAGGUUUGCCAAUAAAGCGCAUAAGACGAUGGUGUAUUCUUUGAUUGCUGCGUCGGGUAUCUGCGGCGCCUUGACGGUCUACUCGAUGGUAUCACUCACUCUCUACAACCGGCGCCAGCGGACACUCUGGAUCGAGCGGGAGCUCCAGACGCUCCAAGACGCGAAGACGGCCCACGCCAACGGGGCAGCGACCCCGGAGCAACUGGAACUGUUGCGGAAUGAGCAGAUCGGCGAGAUCUGGGACAAGAAGAAAGAGGAGGCUAAGAAGGAGCGCCCGUUGAACAAACUCAAGGAAUAUCUGUUCGGCGGGUUGAAGACGGACGAAGCCACCACAUCCACCCCGGCCGCGCGCGACAAGCCGGAGGUUCUGAAGGCCCUUGACGCGAAGGCCGCGCAAGAAGCCAAACUGAGUGUACCUAACGGUGCAGCACCCUCGGGACCACUGGACGCACUGGCACAGAACGCAGAGGACGCCACGAAGCAAACGGCACAAAGCUGGAAGAGCUGGCUGACCGGGCGGUAAGCGAAGAGUGCCCCAAAGAGAAUAAAAACAAAAACGAGGAAUAUAAAAAGAGGAAACAAGCCCAGCAGGGAAGACCUUUUCUUUUUCCCUUCCUCUCCCCCGCUGUGAUGGCGACGACGUCGACUUACUUCUUGUUGUGCAUGGCAUUUGGAUUGAUUUCGACCCCUUCCUCUAGUCCAAUCCGGCGGUUGAUCUGGGAAGGGGUUGCGGCGUCUUGUUCGGUGUGUUGUUUUCUUGAUUGAAAAAAAAACCUAUGUAAUACUGGGUCUGUGCUAUACUGUGUACAUAUACUACUUUUUGUUGUCGCAAAAUAGAGCAUCGGUGUGGAUUUAUCUAUCUA